Molecule: messenger RNA, 7579 nt
Organism: Anastrepha obliqua
Lineage: Eukaryota; Metazoa; Arthropoda; Insecta; Diptera; Tephritidae
Gene: mahe
Exons: 3
Coding region: 654-3395 (913 amino acids)
Cellular component (GO): ribonucleoprotein complex; nucleus; cytoplasm
Molecular function (GO): RNA helicase activity; RNA binding; ATP binding
Source: RefSeq, a predicted model, not a curated record
GCCAUUUGCAAACUACAGCAAAAAUUUCCCGUACAACCGCCAUCACAUUCGCACCUCCGUUCGGGCUUUGUUCAUUCGUUUGUCACAGUUUGGUAAUUGCUCGUUCAAUUGCCGUCACGUCGUUUUCGCUUUUUCCUGCACAUUUAAAUUAGUUAAAAUUAAAUACAAUAAAAUAAUAGUAUUUUACUUUUAUUGUAUAACAGAAAAAUUAACUAAUGCUUCGAAAAACGUAAAGUAUUUACUUUUUUCGUAACAAUAAGUGAAAUACGCAGUAGAUAAACAGAGCAGCAAAGUGAAGGGGAAAUUAGUGAAAAAUUCGUAAAUUUUCUUUCGAGCUUCUCACGCAUCUAAGGGAAACAUAUUCAUACUCAUUGACUGCUGCAGGAAUCAAGGCGAAACUUCGACGAGACCGAAAUAGAGCAGCCUAAUUUAAAUCCGUUUAAAUUGAUUGCGAAAAAGUUGAGCAAUUUCGUUGCAUAGGACGAAUAAAACACUUCGCAUCGAAGCGGGAUCUAUUUCAGUGAAAUAGUGGGCAAUUACAAAAUCAGGGCCAAUUUGGAAAACACGACUUUUGUUAUAAAGGAAUAAAAGUCCAAUAGGUCAGCAAAGAAGAACCCACUUUUCGACGAAACUUUACCAGAAAAGUAAAUAAAAUGUACGCAGGUGGUUAUGCAGUAAAUGCCGGAAGUCCACAGGCCAAUUCUAAUGGAUUUUAUGGCGGCGGCGGGGUCGGUGCUGGUCCACGACCUGAGCGACCUCACUAUCAGCGAAGUGCUAUCAAUAAUGGCAACAAUACCGGUUUGCCAUAUGGCGGUGGGUCUGGAUUGUAUGGUGGUGCUCAAAGCUCUUACCGUGGUGGCAACAACUCCAAUUCCAUGAUGACAAGUGGUGGUCCGAGCUUUUACGGUAACGGUGUUGCCACACCUGGAGGUUAUCAAGCGCGUGGGAAAAAUCCAAAUUUCGUACCACGUCAUCAAAAACCGAACGGCGGCUACCUACCAAACAAUGGCGGCUACCAUGGUGGUGUUAAUUUAGGAUUAUUGAGCAAAGAAGAGCGAGCUGAACUUCAGCGGGAAAAGGCAAAAAAUCCUGGACGUAAUCUACAAAUCCCACGUUGGGAAAAUUUACAACCUUUCAAGAAGAAUUUCUAUGUACCACACCAAAACACUUUGAAUAUGAGUGAACAAGCUGUUGCUGAACUUCGCAAUGAUUUAGAAAUAACAGUAUCCGGCAAUGGCAUACCACAUCCAGUAUCUUCAUUCGAAGAAUGUUCUCUUCCAGAAUACACCAUUGAAGAGAUGAAACGUCAGGGCUUCACCAAGCCCACUGCUAUUCAGGCGCAAGGCUGGCCAAUUGCACUCUCUGGUCGGGACCUAGUUGGUAUUGCUCAGACGGGUUCUGGUAAGACAUUAGCAUAUAUGUUACCUGCUAUGGUGCAUAUCGCAAAUCAGCCACCAUUGCAACGUGGGGAAGGUCCAAUAGCCUUGGUGUUGGCACCAACACGUGAAUUGGCACAGCAAAUACAAUCCGUUGUUCGUGAUUAUGGUCACUUGUCUAAGCCUGAGAUACGACAUACUUGCAUUUUUGGCGGUUCAUCGAAAAUUCCGCAAGCACGUGAUUUAGAAAGAGGUGUUGAAGUGAUUAUAGCUACACCAGGACGGCUAAUCGAUUUUUUGGAGAAUAGGAACACAAAUCUACAACGUUGUACGUACCUGGUACUGGACGAAGCAGAUCGCAUGCUUGACAUGGGUUUUGAACCACAGAUACGUAAGAUAAUUGAACAAAUUCGUCCUGAUCGUCAAGUAGUUAUGUGGUCCGCAACUUGGCCUAAGGAAGUGCAAGCACUGGCUGGAGAUUUCUUAAAAGAUUACAUUUCCAUAAAUAUUGGAUCGAUGAAUUUGUCAGCUAAUCACAACAUUCGUCAAAUGGUUGAAAUUUGCCAAGAAUCGGAGAAACCACAACGCAUUGUCAAAUUGCUUAAAGAAAUAGCACCAACAACCAAUAAUGCUGCUAAUAAUAAUAACAAGAUUAUUAUUUUCGUCGAAACAAAAAUAAAGGUCGAGGAAAUUUUACAAAUAAUUCGCAACGAAGGUUACACCGCCACUUCCAUUCAUGGUGAUAAGUCCCAACCCGAACGCGACUCAGUGUUGAAAGACUUCCGUAAUGGGAAAUCAAACAUUUUAAUUGCCACUGAUGUGGCCUCUCGGGGUCUAGAUGUGGAGGAUUUGCAGUAUGUAAUCAACUACGAUUACCCAAACUCAUCUGAAAACUAUGUACAUCGUAUUGGACGCACCGGUCGUUGCCAACAAUUAGGCACUGCUUAUACAUUAUUUACCCCUGACAAUGGAAAACAGGCACGUGAUUUAAUUUCUGUGCUGGAGGAGGCUGGUCAAGUACCACCACCAGCAUUAUUAGAUUUGGCCCGUUCAUCGGGUGGAAAUGGUAAUGGCCGUGGUAACAAUAAUCGUCGCUGGCAGCAGCAGAUUCCUCAUCAGCAACGUAGCAAUCCUUUGAACUACCAGGCUGGCAACAAUCCCAACGGUACGUAUGCCCCGAAGCAGACUCAAUAUCAGCAACAGAACAGCGGCAUUUAUCAGCAACAUAACAGUGUUGGAAGUGCUAGUGGCGGUGGCAGCUGGAACAACCGUUCUGGUGUGGUUAGCAGCGGUACGGGUGGUCAAUACAAUGGCCAAGAUGCUAAUGGUGGUCGCACUUAUCGCCCACGUGCGCCCUUCAAUGCCGGUGGUCCUCGUCCAAUGAUGGGCUAUAUGCCACCACAUAUGCAACAAAACAGCGGGUUCAUGCCACAACAGCAAUAUCGACCACGUGGUCAGCAAUUCAUUCCACAGCAAAAUGGCAACGUACCCCGUUUCCAACAAUAUCAAAAACGUGAAUAUAAUCCACAGCAUUAUGACAAACAACAGCAGCAACAACAAAAUGUUGUUACCAAUAGCGGUGGGGGUAGUGUUGAACAUCAACAGCAUAAUGGGGUUAUGAAUGGUGCUGCAGUUGCCACUAUUCAGCAACAACAACAACAGCAACACCAGCAACAAGUGAAUGUUGCUGCAAACAUAGCAGCUGCAGUCGCUGCCGCCGGUGGUCAAUUGGGUGGUGAGUACCCCAGCAACGUUUCGACACCACCGGCUGCGGCUUUAUACGCAGCACCUGCUCAAUCGCCGCCGACCGCAGCUGCUAAUACCGCUACUGCUUACAUGUAUGAUGCUAGUGGUGUAUUGGCAGCCGCAGCUGCAGCCGCUGCUGCUAAUCCAUAUGGUGGUUUACCACCACACGCCACCGCUGCUUUUUAUCCACAUCCACACCAGUUUGCCGCUGGCGUAGCUCCGGCCACGGCUGCUGAUGUAUUGCAACAACAGCAACAGCAGCAAAGAGCGUAAGUGCAUCAGACGACAUGAAUUAUUGCAGUGCUCAUAGCGAAAAUAUAACAUAUACAUUUCUUCAAUUUUAUCGACUUACUUACAAAUAUUAAUUACUUAUUGAUACUACAAAAACAAAAACAUUCAUUAAAAAUAAUCGAUAAACGGUAACUGUUCAAGGUAUGCAUUAAAUAUAAAGCCGGAAUAUGCUGAAUGGCAUUAAAACGAGGAAAAAACAUUGCGAAAAUGGAAAUGGUAACAAAUGUGAAACAAAUAAUAUAGAUAUAUAUAUAUUUAUAUAUCCGGUGAACUGUCUUUGAAAUAAUAUUAAAUCGACUUUAAGAAACACAUUUAUUUAACCUAUUGUAAGAGACCUACCAUAAUUAAUUGUAUUACAAGAAGCGCCGCAGCGCUUGCAUAUGGAUAAUACUGUGCUGUACUUCAUUUCGUCAGUCUUGAGGUAUAAGCGACAGGGCCAAAGUCGACGGCUAUUCUUGAAUACAGUAGUAAAUAAUUACGCAAGCCGACAAGAUUUUGACUCAAGUACCAGACAACAAUUGCCCUAACGGUUUUUACAUGCUGAAUCUGAGCUAAAUAUAACCCCGGUACGUAAGGUUGUCGAAAUUUUCUAACCUAUUUUUAAAAUUAUGUGCGUAAAAAUGUCGUCACAGUACCUCAAAGUUUGCCCUUCGAAAUACAUUUUAAAACUUAAAAAUAUGUAUUUGGUAGCGACUUUUUGAAGAUUUUAUUUUUGUGAAAGAAAUAAAUUUGUGAUGCCCGGUAUGUAAAAUAAUCCGGGCAAAUUUUGUUUGGUUUUUGAUUCAGUCAAAUUUUGGAGGCCUGUGUUAUUAUCUUUUAUAGAAACAAAAGUUUAAUUUCAUUUAAGUCUUUAAUAUGAACUACAUAUAUAUAUUUUUUUUUUGUUCUUUUAAAUGCACAUUGAAAUGUUUUUGUUUUGGUAUAAAAUCGGUAAUACUUCGAUAGAAUUUCUUAGUUUAAAAUUUAAACCCAGUAAACAUUUUUUUUUGGAUUUUAUAUUACCGGAGCGGUAUUAUAUAUAUGUAUAUAUAAUAUCUUUUAGCAUUUACAAAAAUAUAUAUUACAAAAAAGCCCUUCAAAAGUGCAUUUCCUAAAUUUUAUAAAUUAUUUUAUAACUAAGAAAUUCCUAUUUCCGGUUUCUAGAAGAACAUAAAAUUAAGCGAGCAACUAAAAGAAUGCAGUCAGUAACUAUGAAAGAACAAUUUAAACGCUGAAUUUUUGAAAACGGCAUCAAAUGAAACGAAAUUCAAAAUUAAAUGAUUUAGUACACAAAUACAAUAUGUACUAUAUGUAACCCAACAAGAAAAAAUCCUAUUUAACAAAAAAUUUUGAAUUGUUCAUAAACAUUACUUUAAUGAUAUUCCGCAAAAUACCCACUUUGCAUCGCAAUACCUUUUAAGCUAUUAGAAUUGUAAUGAAAAACAAAAAAUAUCGUGUUUCAACGAUUAAAUGCCUUCAUUUCUUUGUUAUAUUUUGCAAUAUGCUUUUAAUCGAAUUAUCUAAAUUGGAAUAUAUUAUAUUAACUUUAGAAUAGAUUUCUCAGGCACAGCUCUUCUUCGGUCCUUGCUACCAUUCAAUAAUUUAAUUUACUUAAUAGUUUUUCGAAUAAAACACAUCAAUUACUAAUGAGAAACAAUUUUAACUUAUUAAUAUUUCAAAUAGAAAAAAUUUGUAUGUAAUAGAUUACUUAAUUUUAGUUUUAUUUUCCAAAAAAUAAAUUUAAUUGCAACAGCCAAAUCUCGCCAGUUUAAGAAUUUGGCCGUAUACAAGAAGAAACAUAAAAUGCGCCGCAUUCAUCCAUACAAACAUAAAAUGAAAAGUUUACGAUUAAAAUUAAUAGGCAAACUUAUAUAAACGGUCAUAUGAGAAUAAAAAGAGAGGAGACUUCAAAUGUUAGAGUAACUCGUGAAAAUCAGAUAACUAAUUUUUAUUUUAUUUUUUUUUUCUAGAAACAAAAAACGACAACUCCUUUAACAAUAUGCAAAACAGCUCCAAAACAUUCGAUUAUCAUUAAAUUCGCUCUAACAUUUGUCGCCUAGAACGCUCAGGGCUUAGUUAAGUGCAGUAAUUGACUAACGAUUUGGUUCAUAUGCAGUGAAGAAGUAAACGUUUAAUUAUAUGAUUUCCAUUUUAGAAUCUUAGUACGAGUAAACACUUUUUUCGGCGUAAAUUUAAAUAAAACUGCAAACUCAAAAGUUGUGAAGAUUCUAAGCAAAGUUUGUAAUACUGGGUGAAGUAAAACUCUCUGAUUUAAAGUUAAUAUUAUGCUUAAGUUCCUUAACAAUUCCAAAAGGAAGUUAAAAAGAAAAAAAUCGAUGUCUACUUCAGUACCACUAAGACCACGCAGAAAAGUCGGAGCAGGUUAAUCCAAGUUUUGCAACUAUGGACCCAAUUUAGUAUCGAAUGCAACAACAAAAUGUUGAAGCUAACUAAUUCCGUUCUGGUAAUGGACAUCGAAGAUGAGGCACCACCUGAUCUUUCACUAUCACCUACCGCAUCGAAUAUUUUGAAAGUGUUUCUAUCACAUCGGGCGACUCGGCCUAGCAAGCGAAGCAGCUGAAUCUUUAUUCGCUGCGCUAUAUCUAUAUCGCCUUCAAGCUCGUACGGCUUGAUAACGUAAAGCGUUUUUCAAUAGGUGCGCUUCAACUUUUUUCCGAUAGGGAGGGCGAACGACGCAAUGUUUUUUAUUUUUCGCUUGUCAUUUGUAAACUUCAUUAGUAUACAUUUCAUCAUGGAACGCUACACACUUGAGCAACGAUUGCAAAUCGUGCAAAUUUUUUAUGAAAAUAAUCGUUCGGCUUGAUACGUACAAAAGUCCGCAGCAUCUCUCGAACACUUCAAAAGACGCUCCAUCCGAUGUUGUCUUCAUCUCUUCAUUCGGGCGCCAAACAUUGCGUGGUAUAAGCUUGGAAGGUUUCUUGAGUAUAUUGAAAAAAAAAAAUUUUAACAGUGUAUAAAUAGAGAAUUCUGUGAUUAAUAGAGCUUUCCUUAGUUUGAACAAAUAAACUCGUUUGGCUUUUCUACGAGAAAAUUGAGAUUUUGCUAAAUUAAUAAUAAUUAUAAUUCAACGUUUACUUUUGUUUUAGAAUCAAUGUCUACCACUUUCACUGCCAAACCUAAAUAAACCCUUAAAACAAUUGGAAAACUGCACAUACAUACACAUACACAUUUGAUGAAAUGUACCGCUAUGUACAGAUAUUCUUUUUUUUAUAACAUAUAUAUAGAGCAAGUGUUUCAAAAAAUUCGCUACACACAUACUCGUACACUUUUUUCCUAAGUCAUACUUAACGUAAUACGUUAAAAAAUAUCGCAAAUUUGGUAUAAUACGUGUAAUAAUUGAACCGCCUUUUGAUUUUCCAAAAGCAAAAAAUAUGUUUACUUCGUGUAAAUAUAUUUAAGGAAACAAGAAAAUGCAAUAAUUUAGGUACUGAGUUAUAUGUAUAUUUGAAUACAAUGUAUUCCCAAAAAACUCUGUUGCUCUACAUUUGCAUGAUAAAAGUCAUUUCGAAUGAAAUAUUCGUCUAUGAAACUACGAAUACGAAUAUUAUAAACAAAAAAAAUAUACGGGUUUUACCGCGAAUUACUUCACUUUGCGCUAUUCUGCUGCUAGUAUUCUCAACUAUGGAACACAAAAGUCGGCAGGGACUUAGUAUUCGAAUUUUAGUGUUGGGGGGAAAUAAAAUAUAUAAUAAAAUUACUUUUAAUAGACCUUAAAAAAGAAGAAACUGCUAAAAUUGUUAGUAUCGAAGCCAAAGUCAAAUUAUACAAGCAAAAGAAACUAAAAGUAUGCAAAACAGGAAGAAGUUAAAAUAUAAAUAUUUUUUUAAUUACCAUACGUACAUACAUACAUACUUAUAUACUAUGUAAAUGUGAGGAAAUAAGCGAAAACAUAAAACGUGAACGAUAAUUUAUAAGAAAUAGUUUAAUAUUUCAAUUUAAAAAAAUACAUAUUCAAAUAUUCCUAACCAAAAAGUCCCAAACAUAUACACAGCCAUACAUUUGUAUGCAAGUGUAUACAUACACAUACAUACGCAUCUAUGCAAUUUUUGCGAUCAUUAAGUGAUUUGUAGAGAAAUUACUGGUGUGUGGCACACAUACAACAAUGUAAUGUGCAUAUGUAUAUCACUUGGUGAUUUACAAAACAAACAAAAAAAAAACGAACAAAA